CGCUUUCCCCCGGCCCCGCCUCACGCGCUCGGCCCCGCAGGCCGGUGCUGGGGGCGCCCCCAGGCCCGCUAUGCAGGCCGGGCCCCCGCGGUGCCGCGUCUCCCGCUGGCUGCGGCGGGGCACCGGCCUCCUGGCGCACCUGGCGGCGCUGGGCCUCACCCUCUGCCUGCUGCUGCUCUCCCGGCCCGGCACCAGUCUGUUUUCUUGGCACCCAGUCUUCAUGUCUAUAGCGUUCUGCCUCUGCCUGCCCGAAGCCAUCCUGCUCUUCUCGCCCGAGAACUCCCCGUUCUGCUUCUGCUCCCGUCAGGUGAAAGUGGGGCUGCACUGGACCGCGCAGACGCUGGUGGUCGUGUCUGCCACACUGGGCCUAGGCUUCAUCGUCUCCAGCAAGAAUCGGAGUGAGCUCCCGCACUUGGUUUCCUGGCACAGCCUCCUGGGCAUCCUGACUCUGGCUGCCACCUGUGGGCAGGCUCUGUGCGGGCUUAGCCUGCACUUGCCCCAGCUGCUGAGGAUCGCUGCUGUGGCACAGCUAAGGCUGUACCAUGUCACGUGUGGCCUGGUUGUGUGUCUGCUGGCCACCUUCACUGUAGUCCUCGGGAUUUGCUCUGAUUGGUUCCAGGCACAGGUCAAAGGGGUAGCUUGGUAUUUCUGCCUGGCAUUGCCCUUCUACCCUGCCCUGGUGAUCAUGAACCAGAUCACUGACGUUCACCUACCAAAGAAAAGGAUGCAUGUCUGAGCUCCGGCCUCCCCUUCUCCUUGCGCCUCUUCCCAUCCCAGGUCUGAGCUUCGGCCUGCCCAUCCCCCCUC
Dermochelys coriacea (leatherback sea turtle) is the source of this 807-nucleotide messenger RNA. Its product is annotated as probable transmembrane reductase CYB561D1. The transcript is spliced from 3 exons. Lineage: Eukaryota; Metazoa; Chordata; Testudines; Dermochelyidae. The record is from RefSeq and is a predicted model, not a curated record. Bases 71 to 736 code for a protein of 221 amino acids. Gene Ontology annotation, molecular function: transmembrane monodehydroascorbate reductase activity.